AACAAACAUCAUCAUGAACACAGUAAAGUUUCUCUUCGGAGCACUGUUCCUGGCUAUAUGCUUCAAUGAUUGUCUUUCACAAAAUGCACAAUCAUGCAGUUACUGCAAUUCAACUGUUGCUGCUUCUUGCAACCAACAAUCAGGCUAUGUCAUUUGCUCCUGCACCGCUGACUAUAUCGGAAAUGGUUUCAACUGCACAAAAAGAGUAUUUUGCGACAACUAUCCAUGCUGUCCACAAGGGUAUUCCUGGAAUACGGCACAAAAAGCAUGUGUAGAUAUAAAUGAAUGCAGCAGUAGUUCAACAAAUGUGUGUCUCACCGGUUGUACAAAUACACCUGGCUCAUACAGGUGUACUGACCCUGCUAACCCGCCAUGCCCUACAAGUGCCUGUCCUACCGGUAACGACUGCAUAAAAGGUCAGAGUAAUACAAGACAAUGUAUUGAUCCUUGUUCUAAUUACCAAGAGCUGGAUGGCUCAAACCGACUCUACACUAUGAACUCUACUGGAAGAUUCUCCACUGACAGAUAUUACCUUGGUUGGUACCGCUACAAAAAUGGACUAAGACUGAGACAAGGCUGUGUGGCAGCUUUAAAAUGUGGUUCCCUUCAGCCAUACAGUAUAAGUAGCCACCCAAGUAUUUACGACGGUGUGAAAUCAAUUGCUCUGUAUUCUAAUACAUUAUCAGGCUGCUAUACUGGGCAAAAUAUUUCUGUGAAAGCCUGUCCUGGAGGAUAUUAUGUGUACAAGUUUUCAGGGCUUCUGCUGGCCGAGGAUUACUGCACAGAAGUAUCCCCUAUAUUAACAACUACCACAGCUACUACUACUACUACUACUACCACCACACCAACCACUACCACUCCAACCACCACUACUACAACCACUACUACUCCAACCACCACUCCAACCACCACUCCAACCACCACUACUCCAACUACAACCACUACCACUCCAACCACCACCACUCCAACUACAACCACUACAACUCCAACCACCACCACUCCAGCUACAACCACUACCACUCCAACCACCACCACUCCAACUACAACCACUACCACUCCAACCACCACCACUCCAACUACAACAACUACCACUCCAACCACCACCACUACAACUCCAACCACCACCACUACAACUCCAACCACAACCACUACUACUCCAACCACCACUCCAACCACCACUACUCCAACUACAACCACUACCACUCCAACCACCACCACUCCAACUACAACCACUACAACUCCAACCACCACCACUCCAACUACUACCACUACUACUCCAACCACCACCACUCCAGCUACAACCACUACCACUACAACCACCACCACUCCAACUACAACCACUACCACUCCAACCACCACCACUACAACUCCAACCACCACCACUACAACUCCAACCACAACCACUACUACUCCAACCACCACUCCAACCACCACUACUCCAACUACAACCACUACCACUCCAACCACCACCACUCCAACUACAACCACUACAACUCCAACCACCACCACUCCAGCUACAACCACUACCACUCCAACCACCACCACUCCAACUACAACCACUACCACUCCAACCACCACCCCUCCAACUACAACCACUCCAACUACAACCACUACCACUCCAACCACCACCACUCCAACUACAACCACUCCAACCACCACCACUCCAACUACUACCACUACUACUCCAACCACCACCACUCCAGCUACAACCACUACCACUACAACCACCACCACUCCAACUACAACCACUACCACUCCAACCACCACCACUACAACUCCAACCACCACCACUACAACUCCAACCACAACUACUCCAACCACCACUCCAACCACCACUACUCCAACUACAACCACUACCACUCCAACCACCACCACUCCAACUACAACCACUACAACUCCAACCACCACCACUCCAGCUACAACCACUACCACUCCAACCACCACCACUCCAACUACAACCACUACCACUCCAACCACCACCACUCCAACUACAACCACUACCACUCCAACCACCACCACUCCAACUACAACCAGUCCAACUACAACCACUACUGCUCCAACCACCACCCCUCCAACUACAACCACUCCAACUACAACCACUACCACUCCAACCACCAUCACUCCAACUACAACCACUACAACUCCAACCACCACCACUCCAACUACUACCACUACUACUCCAACCACCACCACUCCAGCUACAACCACUACCACUCCAACCACCACCACUCCAACUACAACCACUACCACUCCAACCACCACCACUACAACUCCAACCACCACCACUACAACUACAACCACUACAACUCCAACCACCACCACUCCAACUACAACCACUACAACUCCAACCACCACCACUCCAACUACAACCACUACUACUCCAACCACCACCACUCCAGCUACAACCACCACCACUCCAACCACCACCACCACCACCACUCCAACCACUACCACUCCAACCACCACUACUCCAACUACAACCACUCCAACCACACCCAGUCCAACUACAACCACUACUGCUCCAACCACCACCCCUCCAACUACAACCACUCCAACUACAACCACUACCACUCCAACCACCACCACUCCAACUACAACCACUCCAACCACACCCAGUCCAACUACAACCACUACUGCUCCAACCACCACCCCUCCAACUACAACCACUACCACUCCAACCACCAUUCUAACCACAACCUCUACUACUCCAACUACCACUCCACCCAUCACAACCACCACUCUAACCACAACUACUCCAACCACAACCACCGCUCCAACCACAACCACCUCUAUUGCUACAACCACAACCACCACUGCUGCUCCAACCACAACCACCACUCCACCAACAUCUACUCCUACUCCCACCACCAGUGUUCCAACCACUACACCAACCCCUACCACCUCUACUGCUCCAACCACCACCACUACAAUUACUACUGCUCCCGCCACCACAGCUUUUACAACCACCACAGCUGUUACAACCACCCCAACCACCACAGCUGCUCCAACCACCACAGCUGCUCCAACCACCACCACUGCUACAACACCAACUUCUAUAGGCAUUACAACCACUUCCCCUUACAGCACAGACACACCAUUUACUACAAAAACAAAUGUGAUAUUACCAACAACAAUGCACCCUGAAGAGAAUAUAACUGUCACAACAGUACAAAGCACAAGUAUACUAAGUGUCCGUAUUUCAUCACAAUUAAUAGAUAACAUAGAGGUAAAAAGCCUAGAAAUAAAUGAAACCACUACUGUUAAUGUUGAGAUGAUAUCCAUCUGCGCUAGUGAAAUAUACAUUAAAACCACAAACUCCAUAUCCCCCACUUCAAUCCUCGUUCAUGUUGGUGGUGAAGAACCUAAAACCUUUAGUGACCACACAGAUACUUUGAUUACCACUAGUGAAAUCACAAUACCAAACAAAGAACACUUUAAUCCUGGGGACUACUGCAGUAAACCAGCAAAGAUCAACACAGUCACAGAGACAUCUGCCAAUGCUGAAGACAUCUGUUUCUCAGACAAAUCAUCUUCCACCACAACAACCACUACUACCACCACCGAGGAAGUCAUUGUGCUAGGUCCUGAUGGAUUCUCCAAGAGCUGUGCUAACUAAUAAUGUUGCUAUAUCUCAAUGACGAAAAUUAUUUUUUAAUGUUUAUGAUAACUGAAAAGAUGCCUUAUUCUUCCUUACUAAAUGGUAUAUAAAGAGAUUUUACUUUAUUUUAUGCAAAAUACUGUUGUCAUAUGUUAGAAAUUAGAAGUUAAUGUUAUUUUAAGAUUUUAUAAAGCAAUUCGGUUACAUUCAAGGGGGCUUAUGUAAUAGCUUGCAUUUACAUAACACCAGGAAACUGAUGUCUUUUAUAUAGUUGCUGCUUUAAAAAUAUGGGCAACCUCCCUGGAGUCUUGGCAUACUCUGCAUCUUGCAGGUUAUUACAUAAGCUCAAAGGUUGCAUAAAACAAAAGAUGUAAGAAACAUUUUCACAAAUUUUGGCAGAUUAAAGGUGCAUACACACUGCCCAGGGUGUAUGCUGAGCGAUGAUGUAAAAAUCGCUGGCUGGAAAAUCGCUCAGUGCAUACACACUAAGCGAUUUUCACCUGGCCCAGCGAUUUUCACGGGGGUGAACCACUUUCCAAAGAAGGUGACUGUGGAAAGUGGAUCACUUGGCCGGUAAAACAAGCAGAUGGCUGGCGGCGGCCGGCGAUUAUGCGGUAGCGUGCAUCAGCAUUCACUGCUCAUCACCCGGCCAUACACACUAGGAGAUUUUGAGCUCAAAGUAGCUCAAAAUGCCAAAUGUGAGCUACUUUGAACUCAAAAUCACCUAGUGUGUAUGUACCUUAACUGUCUGACAAUGUCAAGCAAUAUUAUAAUAUAGCGCAUACAUACAGUAACACAUCUGUACAAUAUUACAUAUGAGCUAUACACUGACAUUAAUCAUGGCUUAUAGGCCCUAAACACUGGCUCAUACCACUGAAAGAUAUGAACAAUCUCGCUCAUUAAUGAAUGAGAUAUCGUUCAUAUCUUUCAGUGUGUAGGGACCAACGAUGAACGAUGCGCGGCCCCCGCGCUCGUUCAUCGUUGUUGCUGGCUCGUUUAAACGUGCAAGCUAAUAUGGACAAUCUUGUCCAUAUUAGCAUGCAGUGCUAUGGAGUCGUGUGAUAGGGGGAGUGAAGAAAUUGCACUCCCCCAUCACACCCCCCCCCAGCACAACGUGCUGUGUGUACGGCCCAUUAGUGCGCUAUUUCUUACUGAGCAAUGCAAAUUUGCUUGGUAACAGUAGACACACUGGUGCAAAUUUACCAUGUAAAGGAGUAUUGGAAACAUGCAUAUGACUAUGAAUAUAUAACAUAUUUCAUGUCUAUUUCCACAGUUUGGAUUCUUGAAUAGACAUAUUAUGAUUCAUAUUUUACGACACAGAAACUUCUAUUAUCUAUAGUAUAUAAAACAGACGAUAAACUAUUUUUUAUUACAUUACAGUAUAUUUGAGUGGUAAAGGCAUUCCAAAUAAUGCAGUAAAUAAGAAGUAGCAUUUAUAAUCUACAAUCAAUCAUUAACUGAUGUCUAUGAUUAAUGUCCUCUAACUAUAUUAUUUCCUUGUUUUUGUUUCUGAUGAGAUAUUAUAUGACUACAGUGCAUUUCUUUAUAAUAUAUGUAUUUUAUUUAAGAGGUUUGUAGAUUAUUUUAGUAGAUCAACUGCUUGGAAAGUUGAAGUUCUAUGCCACUUUGUCAUUUGUAAUAAAGCAUCUAUCCAAUGUCAAAUUGUAGCAUGAACAUUAAGUUCUGUUGGUAUGAUUUGCUUGCAUAAUGUUUAUAAUCUUACUGGGUAUAAAUAAAGGGUCACUUCUUGUGCA
Molecule: messenger RNA, 5352 nt
Organism: Pseudophryne corroboree (corroboree frog)
Lineage: Eukaryota; Metazoa; Chordata; Amphibia; Anura; Myobatrachidae
Product: mucin-2-like
Exons: 3
Coding region: 14-3616 (1200 amino acids)
Molecular function (GO): calcium ion binding
Source: RefSeq, a predicted model, not a curated record